This is a messenger RNA of Colletotrichum phormii, 1936 nucleotides long. Its product is annotated as Apc15p protein-domain-containing protein. The record is from RefSeq and is a predicted model, not a curated record. Gene Ontology annotation, cellular component: anaphase-promoting complex. Lineage: Eukaryota; Fungi; Ascomycota; Sordariomycetes; Glomerellales; Glomerellaceae. Gene Ontology annotation, biological process: anaphase-promoting complex-dependent catabolic process. Bases 362 to 1648 code for a protein of 428 amino acids. The transcript has 2 exons.
CGUGGCACGCUAUGAAGACAUGUCGUUGAAUUUAUGAGGCAGUCGACCACAUUUCUGCCGCCCGCAAUGAAGCAUCGUGACUUCCUCUUCGCAGGGAUUAAGCGCGCUAGGCGCGGCGCGUCUGGCAGUGUGGGGUAGACCCUUACCACCCCGGCGAGUACGUACUGUCGAAUUGUUUACUCUUUGCAACCUCGCGACAAGCAACUUGCAGCGGGGUCCUGUGCCAAUUGCGACGAAAGCUCUCGACAGCUACGAAACACCUCCCAUUCGGCUGUCUCUGACAUUAAUUCUUUUCCGCGCAUCAAGGCAUUGAGUCAGUCGCAAUUCUAGAGCAUUGCCUGACGGCAUCCUGCGAGUCACAAUGUUCGGCCUCCUACCAGACCUCACUCCACGAGAUUCACACUCAAUCUGGUACACCUCCUCCCGCAGCCCAAUAACCCAAGCCGCCCUCCUCGAAGCCCACGAACACAACAACCACCAUGGCUCCUCCGCCCAGCAACAACAGCAGCAACAGCAGCAACAGCAACAACAACAAAACAGCUCCUCCUCCCGCCGCGCAGGCCACCUCCUCAUCGAACGCUCGGCGCUAGCCCGCCUCCGCGCCGACGAGCACACAAUGGACCGCCGCAGACUGCACGUGCAAAACUUUGGGAGCACGUGGCUGAAGCCGCCCGGCGUGCCCAAGACGCUGCACCAGAUCCGCGAGGAGCGGCGGGAGCAGGAGGAGCACGCUGAGGCGAUGAGGCGGGAGCAGGUUGCGCUCGAGCUCGCUGAGGCGGAGGCGGGCGGGGCGGAUGGUGAUGAUGGUGGGGGGCUGGGGGUGCUUGGGGAAGGGGGGGAGGAUGGGGAGCAGGAAGAGGAGAUGAGGGAUCUGGAUGAUGAGAUUCCGGAUGCUGCGGAGGAGAGUUUUGGGUUUGAUGGUGGGGAGGAUAGUAUGGCGGAUGAUUUGUCGUCUAGUGAGGGGCGGCCUCUUUCUCUUGACGAGAAUGAUGAUGAGGAGACUGAGGAGGAGGAGGAGGAUGACGACGACGAUGAAGAUGACGAUGCGACGGCCGUGGAUGAGGACGAGUACGAGAGGCGGGAUGGUCUUGUCGCGGCGAGGAUGCGGAUGGCGGACGACGCCUUCAGACAGGCCAUGGCAAGGGGCGACGUCGACGGCGACGACAUGUACGGCGCCGAAGAGGAGCUCGAGGCCUCGGGGCAGGGCCAGAUGCUCGACGAGGAGGACCUGCUUGAGCCCGGCGAGGACGGUCUUCUCGACGUCGACGACGACGGCUUGGGUAUGGGCGUCGACAUGGACGCCGAUCUGGACGAUGAGAUUCCCGAGGCGGAGGGGCUGAGCGGGGUGUAUGAGCAUACCGACUCGGAAGUCGAGGUGAGCGGGUUGACGAGCAGUGUUAUUAGCAGUGGUGGGGAGGAAGACGACGACGAGGAUGAGGAGGAGGAAGGGGAUAUCAGUUUUGCGCCGAGGGCUGCGCCUUUGAGGGCCCCGUUGAGUCCGACUGGGGAUCGGGGACGGGGAAGCGCUGCUGGUGCUGCGAGGCGUCAUCAUGUGCCGAGGAGUAGUAUGGAUCUUAGCGGGUUGCUUUCUGCGGAUGGGAGUAGUAUGAUGGAUAGUAGUCCCAAUAUGAGGGCUCAUAGGCGUUGAGGGGAUGAGAGAGAGGAAGAUGGAAUUACGAUACCCCCUUACCCGUCACACACAUUGUUUGAGAGGCGCGGAGCUAUAGACGUAGAGAUGUCCCCCGCGUUCGCGAGUCUAGCAAAAACAACAUGCAUACACCAACAUUCGAGGUUUAGAGAUGGUAGCGCGUAGUGGUCGCUUAUCGCGAAGUCACAAAGCACAAGACACGAGCAACCAGUAAUUAGUGUGGAAAGUUCGUAAAAUAAAAAAGUGUAUACACGGCCAUUACAAAAGCUUUUAAUUUAUGUCCCAAUA